UCAGUGUAUCAUAGUUACGGGUGUGGCGUCAUGAAGAUUUAUUAAAUAAAAAAACUUUAUAAAGUUUAUUGUUUCAAAAUGGAUUAUUUUAAAUGUUUUUGUUCAUAUAUUCUAUUACUUACUGUAAUUAUUAAUUUCUGUUCAGCUUUAGAAUGUUAUGUGUGUCAUCGACAAGAGGAUAACGUUGAGAAAUGUUUAAAUACAAUAAAAACAUGUGAACAAGGUGAAGAUGUUUGUUUAUCAGAAAUUGAAUGGGGCAGUACACCAUAUUGGUCACAAGGAUCCAUUAAACAAUAUUAUGUAUCAAAACGAUGUGCUGCUAAAGAUGAAUGUAAACGAAUACGUAAACAAAAUAUGCCACUUUGUACACAUAUUUGGUAUCAGGAUUGGAAAUGUUCGGAAUGUUGCCAAGGUGAUCGAUGUAAUUAUUAUAUUAUUUCUGGCAGUAGUUUCCUGCACUUAUCAUCAACCACCGUCGUCUCUUCAGUUAUAGGAGUUUUCGUUGUUUAUUUUGCAAAUAGAUUUAUCUAUGCUUAAAAUAUUUAUUAUAAAUUAUAGACAUAUUAAAACUGUUGCCUUUGACAUGUACGACAGUGCCUUUAUUAUCAAACUCACUUUUAAAAGAAAUGACUACGAUUCUCCGAAUAAAAUAACUUGCAAAUACUUGAAAUCAUCCUAAUUGAUAAUUUCUCAACAGUAUUCGCCUUCGUAGUUGCAAGUGGUUUUAUCGAAAAAACACAAAUUUUAUCUACAAAACUUUUAUAUACGAGUACAAUAAAGUAUUUUAUUUAUUUUGACCCCAAAUAAUCCCUCCGUGCGAAUGGGGCUGGUUGAUCUUAAAAUAAAAAAGGAGAAUUAUUUUAUUUUAAAUAGAUUAUUUUCUUGAAAUUCCGUCCAUAUUUAUACUUAUUAUUUUUGUAAUUAAGUGCACAAAAAUGUGAAUCUCAGAAGUACCUCGUUAAUGUGUUCGUAAGUAAAUUAAUAAAUGUAAAAUGGAUCCUUUCGUUGUUGAUUUUGAUUUUAAACGAAACAGCAGUCAAUUGAUAUAGAGAGAAACGACAUAAUUAAAACUAAUUCUAUUGGAUUGGAUACUGUUUUUUUCUACAUUUUUUUCUGGAUAUAAAAAUUGAAUCAUUAUUAAAAAAUGAAAAGGUUCAUUGUUUGUGUUAUGUGCUUUUAUAUUUC
Molecule: messenger RNA, 1185 nt
Organism: Chrysoperla carnea
Lineage: Eukaryota; Metazoa; Arthropoda; Insecta; Neuroptera; Chrysopidae
Exons: 3
Coding region: 79-537 (152 amino acids)
Source: RefSeq, a predicted model, not a curated record